This is a messenger RNA of Priapulus caudatus, 1760 nucleotides long. Its product is annotated as UPF0676 protein C1494.01-like. NCBI's taxonomy places the organism in Eukaryota, Metazoa, Priapulida, Priapulimorpha, Priapulimorphida, Priapulidae. The transcript is spliced from 8 exons. The record is from RefSeq and is a predicted model, not a curated record. The coding region runs from base 83 to 1039 and encodes 318 amino acids. Gene Ontology annotation, molecular function: dioxygenase activity.
UCAUGCUUUGCCAGACCAUAGUCCACGAUUGCUUUCCGCCGUAGGAUUUGUGGUAUUGUGGCUACGUCACUUUUAUACUGACAUGGCGUCGUCGAACAGCAACAUUUCGUACGUUGAUUUCUCGGGACUAGGUUUACAGAUUGAAGACGUAUCACAAGCGGAUCCUAAUCAGGUGCAAAACAUCGUAGAAGAGCUACGUACGGCGUUUACAACAGUCGGCUUUGUCUACCUGAAGAAUUAUGGAAUACCGCCUGAAGAGAUAACGAUGGCCUUGGACGUUUCAAGAAGAUUUUUUACUCUUCCUGAAUCAGUGAAGAGGAAGGUUAAGCGACCAGAUGAUGGAAAUUCUGGCUACGUAUGCAUUGGCCUUGAAAGCUUCAAUAAGGAUCGUCCAUCUGACUUGAGAGAAGCGUAUAAUAUAACACCAUGCGAGCGGAGUGCAAUGAUUAUGCCGGAUGACGAUCUACCAGAGUUUAGAGAAACAAUCAUGGCACUCUACGAUAAUUGCAAGAAGCUCAGCAUGAGAGUCCUUUAUGCAUUAGCCAUGGCACUGAAACUUGAGGACUUGACAUUUUUCGAGAAGAAUCACCAAUACAUUGGAUGUGGACCCAAUCAAACAACACUGAGAACUCUUUACUAUCCACCAAUUAAAAAUGCGGAAGAGGUUAUGCCCAAUCAAGUUCGAUGUGGCGAGCAUUCAGACUAUGGCACGAUUACACUCCUGUGGCAGGACGACUGUGGAGGCUUAGAGGUAAUGAACAGACAUGGUAAUUAUGUCGCCGCUGAACCAAUGAAGGACGCCGUGCUUGUAAACAUUGCCGACCUGCUUCAAUUUUGGACAUCCGACGAACUCAUAUCUGCUAAACAUCGUGUAAUGAUACCCGCGGCGGAACUGCGACAACGGCGUAUUCGCCAGAGUCUAGCAUUUUUUGUUCACCCCGAUGACGACACACUGGUUACGCCACUAAAUGGAUCUAUAAAGCAUGAACCAAUUACAGCACUGCAGCAUCUACUCAACAGAUUUUCCGAAACUUAUUAGUAUAAAAAACAUAGUUAAUUCAUACGAUAGUGACCUUGCCUAACAAAUAUUUGUUUUUAAUAUGAAAUGAGUGAUUCGAAUAUGCUCCACUGAAUACCCGUAUAUUUGUAUCGCUUCAAUGUUCAUCGUUAAAAAACAAAUUUAAACAUGCGUCUAAAUUUUACAUGUGAUUGUCGAAGUGUUUACUAGCGCUGACAUUGAAUGUUAAUUAAUACGGGUAAUAGAAGAUAGAAAAUACUUCAAUAUACGUUUUAUACGUCAAUCACUAUCAGUAGGUACUAAUAAUUAUGUAAUUAACCACGUGCAGAUCUGGUGAUAUGAAAUCGUAACACGCACCAUAACUGGAGGGGAAUUCUUAGCUGUUUCAGUGAUUAGAUACAAUAUUGUAGCUAUGAACAUUAACUUUAUAUCAUGUACACAUUCAGAUUAAUAUGUAAUUGAAAGUAUUGCUCGGAUAGAUAAUUUAGAAUAUAACAUGGCCAAUACAGAACAAUCAUAAAAUUAUUAUAUAGUUCAUUUUCGUUUAUAAUGUAGUCCAACAUUUUGUAGUUUAACGAUGGGCGUUCCAAUAUAUGAUUUUCGUAUCAGUCAUCAAGAUGCACAAUGAAGUGCAAAAAUCUAAUCUUAACAAUGUGUAGUAUUUAUAUAAGUAUUAAACACAUUGGCCAACUGUGGCCAUCGUGAUAAUAAAAAUCAACGUUCAAAAUUAUCAUCUCGUCAA